This is a messenger RNA of Drosophila grimshawi, 708 nucleotides long. It is a transcript of the gene RpL18A, whose product is annotated as 60S ribosomal protein L18a. Gene Ontology annotation, biological process: translation. Gene Ontology annotation, cellular component: cytosolic large ribosomal subunit; ribosome. Lineage: Eukaryota; Metazoa; Arthropoda; Insecta; Diptera; Drosophilidae. Gene Ontology annotation, molecular function: structural constituent of ribosome. The record is from RefSeq and is a predicted model, not a curated record. The transcript is spliced from 2 exons. The coding region runs from base 53 to 586 and encodes 177 amino acids.
UACUAACAAUUUGACAGCUCUUUCCGUUUCCUUUUUCGCGUGCGCCGUCAUCAUGAGAGCCAAGGGAUUGUUGAAGGAAUACGAGGUCGUUGGUCGCAAGCUGCCCAGCGAGAAGGAGCCACAGACGCCUCUGUACAAGAUGCGCAUCUUUGCACCCGAUAAUAUUGUGGCCAAAUCUCGCUUCUGGUACUUUUUGCGCCAGCUGAAGAAGUUCAAGAAGACGACCGGCGAAAUUGUGUCCCUUAAGCAGGUGUACGAAACAUCGCCAAUUAAGAUCAAGAACUUUGGCAUCUGGUUGCGUUACGAUUCGCGUUCGGGCACCCACAACAUGUACAGGGAGUACAGGGAUCUGACCGUUGGCGGUGCCGUCACACAGUGCUACCGGGACAUGGGCGCUCGUCAUCGUGCCCGUGCCCAUUCCAUUCAGAUCAUCAAGGUGGAAUCGAUUGCCGCUGCGAAGACACGUCGUGUGCACGUCAAGCAGUUCCACGAUUCGACCAUCAAGUUCCCGUUGGUGCAGCGCGUCCACCACAAGGGUAACAGGAAACUGUUCUCGUACAGAAAGCCAAGGACAUACUUCCAGUAAGGAGUAGGAGGAUCACAAAAUAAUCCUCUUCGUUGUGGAAUUAACGCACUGCGUGCGUUUUGUGGUUUUCAAAUUCUUUCUUAAGUGAUUCUUUCAAUAAAAUGAGUACGUUGAAGAGUAAA